Messenger RNA from Clonostachys solani, 240 nucleotides. Lineage: Eukaryota; Fungi; Ascomycota; Sordariomycetes; Hypocreales; Bionectriaceae. The record is from the annotation of a GenBank genome assembly.
AUGCGACUUAUUGUGGCCAUGCUUGCAGAGCUUGCAGAAUUGUUUGCCAAGCCUCGUGUAAAUUUUGAUAGCUCCAGGCCGGACGUUAGAGGGCAGAGCGAUGCUACCCGUACCAGCGAGGGGGGUCCGGUUCGCGUCGACAAGCGCCAAUCACUCGAGGAUGAUGCAACGGGAACCAGCCGUCCAUUUUGGAUGAACUACUCCCAGCAGGUGGAGAAAUCUGGCCGUGAAACCAAGUAG